UGAAAUUAUAAUCACCGAAAGCAACCGGAGCAGAAGAUAAACACGGAUACAGCUGAACAGAAAUGAAUCACAACGAUUAUGAUGUUCUUUUGGGGAUUUCACCCGAUAUUCGACAGUUUGCAGAAACAUUGAUAGAACAUUCAUGUUUUGGUAUAUGUGGAGGCAAAGCUAGAUUAACAGAUGUUAGAUCGGGGUCUGUGUCAUACAUUGCUGGUUGUGAAGGAGACAGAUUCAAAGUACUAUUGCCUUAUGCUGGACAGACUUUAACAUGGGAGGUAAUAUUUGAUAAAUAUAGUCCAGAAGAAUCUCCAGAUUUUAUAUUUGGAUCAGAAGACACAGAUUUUUCACCUGAUAUAGCUGAUAUUAAGACAUUAGUAGAUUGGGAUUAUCAUAAUCCUUAUGCCCUGCUCCAAGUCAUAGAAGAACUUCUAAAAAUGUAUAAGGUCCACCAGGAACGUAUAGUAGAAGCUUAUGACAGAUUACAAUUUGAAUAUUCAUCACUAGUUAACCAAUCAGAUAUCACAUCACAACAUGUAGAAGUACAUAUACUUAGGUUUGAGUCAAAAGUUGGACCAAUUAGCUUUUUAAUCAGAUUACCAGUAGAUUUUACCAGAAUACCUCCAUUUUUAUCAAAGGAUAAUCCUGGUGAAGAUUCAGCCAUCCUCCUCAUAAGUUUUCUGUCUCCAUCAAGUUCAAAGAUCACACCACAGUUAUAUUUAUCACCAAAAGUUGAGCAUGCACUUGGUGGUGCUGCAAAUUUAAGAAUACCAGCCUUUCCAUCAGAUGGAUGUCUGUUAGAUUAUGUACCAAAUGUUUCUAAUUUAUUAUCUAAUAAGGUUGACCAAGUAGUUGCAAAUUUUGAUAGGAGAAAAGAAUAUAUUGCAGCAUUUUUAAGUCAUUUUGGAAGAUCAUUACUGGAAUAUGAUGCAGAUGCUUUUACAAAGAUCAGCUUUUUGUUUGAAUGGAAUGAUUUUUUCUUUAUAUUUUUAAUUGAUUUGCCACAGUUUUUUCCACAAGAACAACCAGAAUUCAAAUUCCAGUCUAUAUAUCAUCAAGAUGCCAAGCGAAAACCAUUCAUUCAACCUUUUGGGGAUUACCCAUACAGUCCAAGAUGGACUGGGAAUGAAAUGGCACAAAGAGCAAAGUCUUUUAUUUUGAACAACAUCAGUGAUUUUCAGAAAGCAUCUGUCCACAGUGGAUCAUUGAACUGAAGAAAAAAAAAUCUGAUUCUAUAUACGGGCAAAGUGUUUUUAUCUUCAGUUUAAAAUUAGAUCCAGGAUUCCAUUUUUGGGCAUUGUGUUGAUAUCUUCAGUUUAGAUUAGAUCCAGAACUUCAUUUCAAAUAGAAGUAAUGAAAAAUAACACAAAUGACUUUAAUGAUACAAAACUUUUAAGUAAACUUCAAGUAUGGUCAAUUUAUAAAGAGACUAGAUAGAACAUGUAUAGAAUUAAUCAUCUAGUAUUUGGAACAGGAUUUAUUUAUGAACAAAAAUGAUUAAUAUUUAAUCAUAUGAUACAUGUAGAUAUAAUUAUUCACUCAUUUUCAUACCUCAGCAAGUACUGUAUACAUUUUGAAAUUUUUAUAUAUUUUAAACUUUACUAACGGUUCAUCAUCAAACUCUCAAUCAACAAUAUAAUAUCUUGAAAAUCUCUCAUUUACAACCAUACAAUUUAUAUUGUCUGUUAUUGUUAAUUUUUAACCAGUUAUAAUAAAAAAUAUUAUAUAUAUAAAUGUGA
Messenger RNA from Mytilus trossulus (common blue mussel), 1736 nucleotides. Its product is annotated as BRISC and BRCA1-A complex member 2-like. Gene Ontology annotation, cellular component: BRISC complex; BRCA1-A complex. The transcript is spliced from 11 exons. NCBI's taxonomy places the organism in Eukaryota, Metazoa, Mollusca, Bivalvia, Mytilida, Mytilidae. The record is from RefSeq and is a predicted model, not a curated record. Bases 63 to 1211 code for a protein of 382 amino acids. Gene Ontology annotation, biological process: double-strand break repair.